AUGGCUAAUGUCUUCAAUACCUUCAGCUUCAACAAAUGGGCCGAUUCGAAGAAGGAGGAGGAGCUUGAAAAGGAAAGCAAAAAGCGAAGAACUGCGCAGAUCAAGCGUCUAAAAGAACGUCUGCGUCGCGAACGAGAACUCCGCGAAAAUAAUGUCGGCAAUGGAGAUUUAGACUUGGAAGCUCUUAUUGAGGCGUUACAGCGUGGAGAGGAAAUAAAUGCUGCUAUGGACGAUGACGACAUUUUGGAGGAAAUCCGUAUUUUUCAACAAAAUCAUCCUUUCGCCUCACCGAUGCCUGCUCCUGAACCAGGUUAG
Messenger RNA from Strongylus vulgaris, 315 nucleotides. NCBI's taxonomy places the organism in Eukaryota, Metazoa, Nematoda, Chromadorea, Rhabditida, Strongylidae. The record is from the annotation of a GenBank genome assembly.